UCUUUUUUUCUUAUUUUCAGAUGGAUUCAACUGAACAAUUUUCAGUUUCAACGAAUCUAUUUUCAAGCUUGAAACAAUUUCCAAUGAAUCAAGUUAUAAAUGCUAUGAAUAUGAAAUUUCCAAAAGUUGGUCAAAUCAGCACAAGUGAUCUUGAUAUUUGGUUAAAUAACAAGAAUGAGGCCCAACCGAAGAUCCCUAAACCGGAAGGAAAAAUUGUAGUUUUGGAUGUACGGCCGCUUGAAGAAUAUGAGGUCAGUCACUUGAAGAAUUCUACAAGAGUUGAUCACAACAUAGAAAAUAUUGGACAAUUUGUGAAUUCAUUUACUACCCCAGAUUCAAAAGAACCACUCACAUUUGCGUGCUAUUGCUCAGUAGGAUAUCGGUCAUCGUUACUUGGCACCAGGAUGCUGGACUUCUUUGCUAGUGAAGGAAUCACAAAUAUUAAUGUGUUCAAUGUAGAGGGAUCCCUGUUCAAAUGGGGCAAUGAACAUCGUCCAAUGUACAACAAGAAUGAGGAAGCGACUGUAUUUGUUCAUCCCUUCAACAAAGUCUGGGGAAAACUGCUUGAUGCAGAACUACGAAAAGAAAAAAUAUAAAGAAUAUUCUACAAUUAACAACAACAACAAUAAUAAUAAUAACAACAACAAUAGUAAUAACAAAGGUCAAUAGGCCGGAUAUAGUUGUCAGAGAUCAUCAAGAAUAAAAAUGCUUUCUAAUCAAUGUAUCAAUACCAACAGAUGACAACAUUUCUCUAAAAGAAAUGGAGAAACUUUCAAAAUACAAAGAUCUGAAACUAGAGGUAACUUGAAUGUGGAGUUUAAAAACAGAAAACAAUUCUUAUCAUAGUAAGUGCAUUAAGUAUAAUAAAAAAAUAUUCAAAUACAUAACAAAAACACCAGGACUAACAGCUAUACAUAACAUACAGAAAAUAACCACUAGGCACCGCACAAAUCCUACCUAAAACACUAUCAGUAUAGUAAAAACGAAAGCAUCACAACAAACCAAUGCACAUACCCAAGGCAUACAGAACUGCACUUGAUAAUGCAGCAAAAUCAUGUGAUAAAAAUAAGACUACUAAAUAGUAAUAAUGAUAAUAAUAAUGAUUAUAAAUGCCCUGAUGCAGUACCAGGCAGUGGCUCUCAUGGCUUCUGAUUUUAACUGAUUGGAAGUGUUAUCAUGUACAUGUUUUGUUUUCUUUAUAAUACUCAAUACCACAGAUUUGCUUGUCAGUUGUUUGACCUUAACCAGUUGAUCAUAUCCCUUGGUGGCUGAUGAUAUGUGCAUCUCUGAUCACAAGCAGAAAUAGUGGAGGAGCAUCAUAACCAUGUGUUGAGCGGAAUUUUUUGGGGUUUGAAUAAUUCACCUUUGGAAACAUGGGUGUUUUGUUCAACAUCUUUAAACAACCCUUAUUCAGGGACCUUUUGAGCAGGCUGUGCUACUCGAAAAUUCUAACUGGGCCCUACCUGCGAGGUCAUGCACUGUUUAUCUUGAUAUGAGAUUACCAUGUCGCGCACAUAUGGUUGUGAUGCAUGUGCCUGGUAUACCCUUAUCAGACGGGUAGUCAUGAUAGGUUUAUUGGGCUUCAUACAUUUGUACCCCUGUGUCAUUUUGAUGGCAUGCACUGCUCUCUCACACAAUAAUAAUAACAAUAAUGAUAUUGAUAAAAAGGAAAGCAAGGACUUAAUAUUAAUUCCUAAUUACUGUUGAAAUGACAUUACAAUUUUAUAUUAUAAAAGAGAAGAUGCAGUCCAUUUGUUUGUCCAUCAUAACAUCUUUGUUGAGCAGUGGCUUCCAAACUUUUUCAAACUGCCGUCCCCUUGGCACCCACGACACACUCUCAGUGCCCUUUCCCACACAGUGCACAAUAAAUAUAGACUUUCUACUGCAAAUUCAAAACAAUUGUAUUUCAUUAAUAAAACUUAACCUAAUUAA
Octopus bimaculoides (California two-spot octopus) is the source of this 1932-nucleotide messenger RNA. RefSeq lists its product as uncharacterized. The record is from RefSeq and is a predicted model, not a curated record. NCBI's taxonomy places the organism in Eukaryota, Metazoa, Mollusca, Cephalopoda, Octopoda, Octopodidae.